Bombus pyrosoma is the source of this 778-nucleotide messenger RNA. RefSeq lists its product as uncharacterized. NCBI's taxonomy places the organism in Eukaryota, Metazoa, Arthropoda, Insecta, Hymenoptera, Apidae. The record is from RefSeq and is a predicted model, not a curated record. The transcript has 3 exons. Bases 429 to 737 code for a protein of 102 amino acids.
UAAUUAUUCUAUAAUGUAUGUAUCCACAUAUUCAUAUACCUAUUUAUGUUUAUGCACUUAUUAAUAAUUCAUAUACUGGUAUAUUUAUUUAUGAAUUUAUGUUUAUAUGUUUAUGUGUGUUUAUGUGUAUACCCGACAUAUAUUACUACAUUAUUUUUAUUCGCUUUACGCGGCCACUUAAUUCUUAUUUUAUAUACAUACACAUAUACCAACAAAGUUAUUAAUUAUUUAAUGAUAAUUCUAAAUACGAAAUUUAUACGAAAUUUACUAUGUUGAGUUCGGCAUAAUAUCCUGUAUAUUCAUGGUGGUUAAAAACGCCACUACAAGUCACAGCUCUCGUCCGUCUAUAGUUCAUGUUUCUACGGAUUCGCUGCCGACAAGAUGGCGGCCGCCGAGAACCAAACUCGCGUGAGUAAAUUCAAAUAAUCAUGUGUAUCACAUACUCACGAUUUCCUCGAUUCCAGUGCUCAAUUGUUGUCCAUCGCCCUAAUCACCUCCACACGCACCAGGUGGGCCACUUCGCACGACCAUUUCAUCGUUACACUACGUAUACACACCUCCAUUGCACGUGCAAAGCACUUAUACCUCGAACCUCACUAAGGAAGACAGAUUGCGAUAUCUCCACCACCCGUCUCAGGAAGAUAGAUAGCGAUAAUCUCCAUCGUCUACCUCGGAUAAGAAUCAAACACUCCAUCAACCCACUAUAUGGACCAAAAUUUAUUGCUUUUAUUUUAUGACCUACGCUUCCUGCGUUCUCAUUUACCAAUAAAAUACCUAU